CCUUCUUGCAGGCAUUCAUAAUAAAAAGGAAGAGGCUGACUGCUUCGGAAGUCAAGACUUUGGAGAGAAAGGUGAAGCAAGUCCUGUCAAAAAGAUCAGCAGCAGAAUCAUGGCAGUUGACAAAGCAAAGCUCCAAGAAGUUGCCAUCAAGGGCUUGAAAGUUCUACGGUCCAUUGCUCAGUCUGCAUCAAAAGCUUGCCCAGCUUUAAGUAUUGCCAGUUCCUUGAUUGGGGUGAUUUUGAAUUUUGUCGACCACGACGACAGCUUGGAGAAGCUUCAAAAGAACUUCCAGGAGAUUCACAAUGGCCUUAAUGACCUCUCAGAGCAGGCCGACCAGGUGAUAAGAAACAUCAAGAAGGAGAAAAGUGACGAACAAUUCGGCGAAGUGGUGGACGUUAUCAAGCAGCAGUACGAAAAAUACGAAGAGAUGAUCAACGCCCCACCAGAAGAGAUGAAGAGCAAAGCUGAGGAGUUUAAGGAUGUAUGCAAUAAAACGCUGGGCGACCAGCGUCUGAACACAUUGUAUGAGAGCGUGAUGGGAAAAAAUAAGAUGGCUUCUGACCCCAUCCUGAAGGUGUACAAAGAGUACUCAGGCAACGAACGUGACACCAUGUUCCAGCUCUGCGACGAACUGCUCUACCUGCUCUGCAUCGGCUGUGUCUCCGUGAUAGCCAAAGCUAACCUUGAUGGCGGAAACGAGGAGAGAAAGUGGGAGGAAAACUUACAUCUUGCAUGCAAAGAGAUAGAGAAAGCUCUGGAAGGUUGCAAAUAGGGAGCUUUCUUCAUCUUGAUAGGUCUGUGCGCAUUUACCAGAAACACCUGUUAGUUAUUUGUUAGCUAUAAAACUCCAAACUGCAUUCUUGCUUGUUUUGUGACAAAUCCUGUUCUGCCAUGUUCUAAUUGGCCAGAUACACCUGAUCCAGUUAUUCAGACAUGAGUAGAGCAAAGGUAUCUGGGAACAAAGUGUGGAUGCACUGGCCCCUGAGGCCCCUUUGAAAUGGGCUCUGGCUCCACAGGGCUUCACUAAAUGAUGAAUCAAAGGCUUUCUGACACAAAUCUAAAAAACUUGCUGACUUUUUUUUCCAGACUCCAACUCUCUUUGGUGGAACUUUACUGUCAACUUUUGCAACACGUUUCCAACUGACAUAAAGACAAAAACAGAAAUAAAUAUUUUGUUUUUUUACUUUCCAGUACACUGCAGGAGUGAGUCGUGUUCCGUGUGAUGAUUGAGCAUCUGAGUUUUGUGCCUCAUAUAUUGUACUUUAUACAAACAUAUAUACCAUAAACUCUACGAUUCAGAUGUUGCUGUUCUAAAAACGUUGUACUUUUUCUGCAACUAGUCAGAGAGGCAUUGAAGGGCCGAUGACAGCGAAGUGUGAAAAUCUAAACCAUCAUUUUUUUCUUUUCUUUUUUUCUCAUUCCAUCUUUUCAGCAAUUCCUCAGUGAGCCAGUAGCUUUACUACACUUAACAGGUUUUGAAUGUUUUACGUUUCAUAAUUAUUUGUCUUUGAAUGGAUCUCCAGGUUUCAUUUUGCUGCAGAAGAUAUUAAGGGAAAAUCUUUGGAGGCUUUUUCAUUUAUAUUCCUCUUAUUAUGGUGUUUAUGCAUCGUGUUUGCUUCUAUGCAUGCUACUGCAAAUUAGAAAACAGAGAGCUGGUUUGAACUGUUUUCGUUUUUAGAUACAGGGUUUUCAGUUAUUGACAAAAAUAAUUGUCGAAUAUUUUCUUCUUGGAACCAAAAACCACCAUGCAAACAGGCAGUUAUAUGUUUUUCAUUUUCAAAUAUUUCUUUAAUUGCUGUGUUUUGUAUUUGGAAACCAAAAAUAAAGCAGCAGAAGUCA
Molecule: messenger RNA, 1839 nt
Organism: Oryzias latipes (Japanese medaka)
Lineage: Eukaryota; Metazoa; Chordata; Actinopteri; Beloniformes; Adrianichthyidae
Source: RefSeq, a predicted model, not a curated record